GAGAACCGCCGGCCUGAUGGAUGCAGACAGUCUCUUGUUGUCGCUGGAGUUGGCGUCUGGCAGUGGGCAGGGGCUCAGCCCGGACCGUCGAGCCUCCCUGCUCACGUCCCUUAUGCUGGUUAAGCGCGAUUACCGCUUUGCUCGGGUGCUUUUCUGGGGCCGCAUCCUCGGCCUUGUUGCGGAUUACUAUAUCGCACAGGGACUGAGUGAGGACCAGCUCGCACCUCGCAAGACGCUCUACAGCCUGAACUGCACAGAGUGGAGCCUCUUGCCCCCUGCCACAGAGGAGAUGGCUGCGCAGGUGGCGGUGGUGAGUGGCCGCUUCAUGGGUGAUCCCUCACACGAGUAUGAGCACACCGAGCUCCAGAAGGUGAACGAGGGGGAGAAGGUCUUUGAUGAAGAAGUGGUGGUCCAAAUCAAGGAAGAGACCCGCUUGGUGUCAAUCAUUGACCAGAUUGACAAAGCUGUCGCCAUCAUCCCCCGAGGUGCCCUCUUCAAGACUCCUUUCGGAGUCACCCACGUCAACCGGACCUUUGAAGGCCUGCCCUUGUCUGAGAUCAAGAAGCUCAACUCCUACUUCCACUUCAGGGAGGCUGUUGAUCUGAAGAACAAAACCUUGCUUGAGAAGGCAGACUUGGACCCCUCUCUGGAUUUCAUGGACUCCCUGGAGUAUGACAUCCCCAAAGGGUCGUGGAGCAUCCAGAUGGAGAAGGGCAAUGCGCUGGUGGUGCUGCGCAGCCUGCUCUGGCCAGGCCUCACCUUCUACCACGCUCCCCGCACCAAGCACUAUGGCUACAUUUAUGUGGGCACAGGGGAGAAGAACAUGGACCUGCCCUUCAUGCUGUAG
Molecule: messenger RNA, 847 nt
Organism: Arvicola amphibius (Eurasian water vole)
Lineage: Eukaryota; Metazoa; Chordata; Mammalia; Rodentia; Cricetidae
Gene: Rsph9
Product: radial spoke head component 9
Exons: 5
Coding region: 17-847 (276 amino acids)
Biological process (GO): cilium movement involved in cell motility; axoneme assembly; motile cilium assembly
Cellular component (GO): radial spoke; axoneme
Source: RefSeq, a predicted model, not a curated record